AUGCCUCUCGACGCCCAAGCCACAUCCAAGGUCAAGUCUAUCAUAGACAAUGCCUGUGCCGACCAGACUACAAACAUUCCCGGCACAACCAUUGUAGUCGUUGAUCGCAAUGGCGAAAUAUUCGCUCACUCGGCUGGAACGCGCGGCAUCGGCACCAAAGAGCCGAUGACCCUUGACAAUAUUUUCUGGAUUGCCUCGUGCACAAAGAUGUUGGCAGGCAUCGCUUGUAUGCAGUUGGUCGAACAAGAAAGGCUGAAGCUCGAUGACGGGGAGCACACGGAGAACAUCUUGCCCGAACUAAAAAGCCUCAAAGUUCUGAAGCCUGACGGAACAUUUGAAGAUAAGAAGAAUUUGAUCACGUUGCGAAUGCUGUUGACGCACACUGCUGGUUUCGGUUAUACGUUUUUUAACGAAAGGCUUCGAGAUUGGACCCAUCCAGCAGGCGUAGAUGAGUUCUCCGGAAGAAUUGAGGAUAUAAUCUCCCUUCCUCUCCUCUUUCAACCGGGAGAAGGCUGGGAAUAUGGCACUGGUAUCGAUUGGGCCGGCAUAGCCGUCGAACGUGUCAGUGGUCUGAGUCUCAACGACUAUCUACAGAAGCAUGUUUUCCAACCGCUUGGUAUCACAAACAUGAGCAUGUUGCCUGAUAAGGAGAUGCGUUCCAAACUAGCUUAUAUGCACCAACGAGAUCAAGACGGCAAGCUUCGUAUCCGAGACCACUUGCAGCGCCUUCCUCUGGUCAUUGAUCCGGAUAAUAAAGCCGAAGCUGCUUCAGUUUUUAACAGCGGUGGUGCUGGCAUGUUUGCACAGCCACAGCAGUACGGAAAGAUUCUCACAAUGCUUCUCAACGGAGGAGCAUGCCCAAAGACAGGCAACCGGGUUCUACGCCAAGAAACGAUCGAUCUCAUGUUCAGCAACAGCGUUGAGAAAUUCCCCAACUUUUCUCGUCAAGUUAUCCCUGCUGCAAAGCCUGAUCUAACCAACCGUAUUGAAGAGCUUUACGGGGUCGAAGGCGAUCCUCCACAGGGCUGGGGCUUGACUUUUAUGCUUACAAAUGGCGGUCCAACUGGCCGAUCAAAGAGCACUGUCCAGUGGGCAGGACUUGCGAAUCUUUGGUGGUGGGCGGAUCGUGAGCAUGGGGUUGCUGGGAUUGUAUGCACGCAGAUCUUGCCAUUUGCUGAUAGCAAGGUGUUGGAUCUCUGGACGGAUGUCGAGACUGAGAUUUACAAGUCAAUCUUGUAG
Messenger RNA from Fusarium pseudograminearum CS3096, 1239 nucleotides. RefSeq lists its product as uncharacterized. The coding region runs from base 1 to 1239 and encodes 412 amino acids. NCBI's taxonomy places the organism in Eukaryota, Fungi, Ascomycota, Sordariomycetes, Hypocreales, Nectriaceae. The transcript has 4 exons. The record is from RefSeq and is a predicted model, not a curated record.